Syngnathoides biaculeatus (alligator pipefish) is the source of this 1477-nucleotide messenger RNA. Its product is annotated as methyltransferase-like protein 27. The coding region runs from base 506 to 1189 and encodes 227 amino acids. The record is from RefSeq and is a predicted model, not a curated record. The transcript has 7 exons. NCBI's taxonomy places the organism in Eukaryota, Metazoa, Chordata, Actinopteri, Syngnathiformes, Syngnathidae.
CACCAUGUUUAUUUAUACUAAAAUGAACGAUUGUUCAAGUUGGUAAUGUUGGUGUCAACUAUAUAUGUUUGUUUUGCCUGAGGUAAUAUUUUUGAAUCUCAACCGUCGAAUUAUCUAAAUUUUCCUUCAACAUGAGGUUUGCGGUGCUCUGAAAUUCCUUGGUGGAAAUGAAUGCAUCGUCUAAAACACAAUCAUGCUUGCUGCAGAACCGACGAGGCUUGUGAAAAGCUAUUUAUGUGGCGAUCUGGAAGAAAAACGAAUGAAAACAACUUACAUCUAAUCGAGGAUGUUCUUCCCUGAGGUGUAGGGCAAGGUGACUCUGCAACAGAUGGGGACCGCCUCUUGCCCCCUGCCCCCGGAGGCCGGCCUUGCAGACUACGCCUCUUCAUGCUGGGUUCAAACUCGUGCUGCAUUGACGGCACAGUAAAUACAGAUCCCGAGGAGUGACUCCCCUGGAAUUUUGACGUUCUUCGUUUUCCUUGCCAAGCAUACAAGCACGUGCAGCAUGUCGUCCACGGAGACCCGCACGUUCGAAAUGGCAAAAGAGGCCAUCUUGUCCAUGCGUAAUGACGGCACGCCGACGGACACGAUGCAGUACUACAAUCAAUGGGCCCAAAACUACGAGCAGGAUAUGGAACUUAUUGGGUUCCGUGCACCCAUUAUGGCAGCAGAACAUGUCUCUGCUCACUUCACCGGCGAGCGGCAAACAGCAGUGGUGUUGGACGUGGCCUGUGGCACGGGCUGGGUGGCCAAGAUGAUGAAGCGGGAGGGAUUCCAGCACUUUGUGGGCGUGGACUGCAGCGAGGGGAUGCUGCAGCGGGCCCGACACACCGGGCUGUACCGGGAGCUCAAGAUGGCCGUGCUAGGAGAACAGCCGCUUCCUGUCCCGUCAGGUGAAUAUGAAAUCGUGAUUAUCGCAGGUGCGCUGAGUUCAAGUCACCUUCCGGCGUAUGUGAUCCGGGAACUGUGCCGGGCCGCUAAGCAGGGAGGCCUCAUCUGCAUGACCGGCAAGUGUGACCGUGAGAACAUCAACUACAGGGCAUCCUUGGAGAGCGAGAUAAAGCAUAUGGAGGAUGCGGGACUUUGGCGCUGCGUCAACGUGACCUACGUGAAAGAGUGGCAGCUAGGGCUUACCGAGCACGAGAGGGGAUACAUCCCUGGAUGUGUGUAUCUAUUUCAAAAGCUCUAAAACACUCCGGUACACUGCACUGGUACAUUCUGGCUUGAACAGGACAGUACACUAAACUUACAUGGUACUUGUUUGAGGGCUGUGUCUCUUGAAGAAACCCUGACUAUGAUGAAGCACGUAAAUAAAUCUAAUUUCAGUGAAUUCAGGUUGUCCUGCAUUUGUGUAAAAUGGAGCAAUGUCUUCAUAAGUCUUCUUUUCAUGAUUUAUGUUCUUUCUGUAUAUUAAUGUGAAAUGUUCAUACAUAAUGUAGAUGAAUGUUGAUGAGUGGAAAAGUGCAAUGCUUGUUGC